Molecule: messenger RNA, 4657 nt
Organism: Fundulus heteroclitus (mummichog)
Lineage: Eukaryota; Metazoa; Chordata; Actinopteri; Cyprinodontiformes; Fundulidae
Exons: 4
Coding region: 178-4440 (1420 amino acids)
Source: RefSeq, a predicted model, not a curated record
GCGAGAGAAAGUAGCAGCAUCUGCUGAGAUCCUCAUGGAAGAGGAAGCGGACAGCGGAGUUUCGCUUGUUGCAAACACUCCGGGUGGAUUAAAACAAGGCUGCUGUAAAGGUGGAACCUCGCCGUGAAACUGAACAUUAUAUUCUCUACCAUCCAAAAAGCAUAAGGAAGUACAAACAUGCAUUCCAUUUCUUUGAUGAAGGCACAGACUGGUCAGGCCGGACCACACCCUCAACCCUCACAAGUUGCUGCUCAUCUGUCCCAAGGUUCAUCAGGAGCUUACCCUGCAAACACCACGCAACAGUAUAUGACAGGAAACUCUGGAUUCCAACUGUCACAGAAUGCUAAUUUGGCCUCAAAGAAUGGAGCAAAUGCUAGUGCACAGAUGGCAAACUGGAAGAACUCUGAUACUUAUCAUAUGGCUUCACAUUAUAAGGAUCAAUGCCUGCUCAAAUUGCUCCAGCCGCAGUAUUCAUCAAUCCAUUUGCAAAAUGAAAACCUUCCUGGAUCGACCACCUGCGCAUCGAAGUCAGCACCGAUGCAAAAUUCUCAUCAGUAUCUAGCAAACCAGGGUCUGCAUAGCGGUGCCGUCACAAACUCUACCUACACAAACUCUUACGGCAAACAAAACACGUUGGUGCUCUGCAAACAGCUGGUUUCCUUUAAUGGGGCUCAGACAAACUGGAAUACAGAUGCUUUACAUCUUCAGCAGAGCAGGGCCCAGCAGGCCAUGCAACCAACGGCAAAUCCAGGCAUGACCAGAACUAUUCCAUCAUAUAAUCCUGCUCCUUCACUUCCUCGUGAGCAGUUGGUCAACACACUAUCUGCAGCUGUUUGUAUUGGUCAGACUCAGGCAGCUCCUACCCAGAAUUACAGACAAAGUUUCUCUCAGUGUGGAUACUCUCAGAACGUCCCCCAAAGCUAUGGAAUGGCAACAUCUCAGUCAUCUAGAAACAACAGUGUUGCUACUCAUGGCACAUUUUCAAAUCCACAAGUUAAAUAUGCUUCUAACAUAGACCAAGUUAAUCAGCAUCCUUCAGCUCAAUGCAACCCUUCCUAUAACAAGUUUGGGGAUUCCAGGAACAUUCAAUCAUUGAACCAGUAUGUAAAUAACCGUUUUCGUUUAAAAAAAGCUCAGCAUCCUUUAAACCAUGAGGCUGCAUCUGGGAAAAUGGUACGGCAAAAUAUGCAUCCAGAAAGUACAAGUCAAGCAAGCAACCCCAAUCGCCCUCCUCCUUAUGAAAGCCACCAGUAUAGUAUGUCCAGAAUGUCUAAUCCAAACAUACAAGCUGCUAACAUACUUCGCUCUGAAAGUUACAGCUUGAAUGCUAGCCAGUCUUUACUACCCCAUUAUGGACAGCAUUUUACUCAAGGGGCUAUGUCAAGGGCACAGCAAGCUGUAAAUGCACCAUUUCAAGAAAACAUGUUACCAAAUGACUUAAGCAUUACCACAGCAGUGAAUAGGGAUGGAAGGGGACAGGUUGUUCCCAGUAAUGAAACUUUGUCCGAAAGAUGUCCAGUUAAAUCACAAAGUAAUGUGGCACAAGGAUGUGAGAGAGUGUUGUCACAGAGAAAUGACACUCAAGCCAUUGCAGUCAGCCAUUUAAAUAGUAAUGGAAUGCCUUCACCAUUCAAGCAAAAUGACAGUGUUUCAUCCAUGUCUGGUCACACAGGCAUAAGAGCUAUUGCAGUUGUGCCCCCAUUGUCGCAAGAAGAGUGUCACUCCCCUGUCAGCUCUGAACCUUGUAAAUCUGUCAACGAUGCAGAAGAAAUUUUACUUGAUGAGGUUAUAGACAGUGACAAUACAUGUUCAAGAGAGGAAUCUAAUCAGAGUCAAAUGAAUACUGAAAAAAACACAUCCAUUGAUGAAACUAUUUCGGACUUGGAGCCUGAAAACUUGGCUCAAACAUCAAAGUUGGAUACUCAUACAUCAGUUGUUAAAAGCGUACAAGAAGUCCCAGGAAGUCAAACCGAUUCUGUUAAACAAACUGAAGAGGCUGCCUCUCAAUCACCACCUUUUAAUGAGCUUUCUCUGGUCCCAACAAAAUCUUGGACCACUGAAGCGCUGACCAAAUUUGUAUUGGAGAUGGAGAAAGCUCAACCCAAGCCAAAAGACACAUCAAAGCAUUCAAGUACUAUCAAAAUACUAAUAACAUUGUGGAGUAAAAACAUUGCAGCACUGAUUCAGGGCUAUAACGACUCUUUACAAACGGAUUUUCUUUCUGAUGUAGAAAACUUCUGCAACACACACAUCAAGGAGGGCACUGUUGUACUGACACAAGUUAGUCCCGACUUUAAGGACCAACUCAAGCGGUACAAUAUCAUUAAAGAUGGUGAGGUCUACUCAGAGCCUCCUUAUAAAUCUCUAUGGUUGAAUGUCAAUGAUCAGCUCGAUGAUAUAGAUAAAGAGUUUGGCUUCCCCUUUGCUUUGAAGCGGCAUCUUUUUGUGGACAUAACUGAAAGCCAGGGACACGACUUUCAGACUUUUGAAAAUGUUCCUGCGAAUGAGGCAGUAAACAAAGUCCUGUCUCCAACUGAAUCAGUUAAAAUGAUUCAAGAAAACGCAACCCCUCUGAACCCACCUUCUUCCCAACAUGAGUCACCAGGGAAAAGUUCCUGCGACUCGAAGUACUCGUUUAAAAUCAAGGUUUUACCUCCAGAGGAAGCAAAAGUCAUCUAUGAGCAAAUGCAGCAUAAGCAAUAUAGCAAUGAUUGUGAGAAAGAGACUGUUGUGAGUGACUCUGGGAAGCAAGAUGUAGAUAUAGAUUCAACGUUAAAUAAACCCAAAGUGAAGAAGUCUUCAGUCGAUCAGCUGGAAGAGAUUUGCUGCCUUGUAAGGUUUAUAGAAAUGAAUUCAGGAUUAGGCAAACCUUCUUCCCAUUGCCAAUGCAAAGUCAAACAAAAUGCAAAUAAAGACACCAUAGAGACACUUAAGCCACACCCUGACCAUCUUCCAGUUGACCAGGAGGAUGUUAAUGAUCAAACAGUCAAUCCAAGUGAUGAUAAAUGUAACAUUAACGUUAAUCAGAUCAUUGAUUUGACUGAUGAUGGCGACGACCAACUAUUUUCGUAUUUUGAUAAAGAGUCCGAGCCCACUCUACAGAUGACUACAUGUAACCAGUCUAAUACCUUCGGGAUAAGUGACCAUAUGGAGGAAGAUUCUUCUCCUAUAUUAUCCUCUACUAAAGAGAUGCAUCAUCUUGUCAUCAAGAAGAGAGAAUCUGAGUGGGAGCAUGUACAAGAGGAGCCGUUAUCAAUAGAAACAGGAGCACAGGAGAUGCUGCAGUCGAGCGAUUCAGCGUGUUCUGCCCAGCUAACAAAAUGUGAUCCUUCCAACAGCACGCUAACGAAAGAGCCAAUUUUGCUGUCCAACCAGGAAGAAAACUGUAAUCAAACUCUUGUGACAUCUCGUGACCAGGCUGAGUCGCCUUCAGAAAACAAAAUCCAAGUUAGUAACCCUAUUAAUCAGACAUAUUUAAGCCUCCAUGGUAAUCAAAGAAGAAAUGGGAUGAAAAAAAGGAGACAAAGCAAUUUGGACCAUUAUUUCCCAUCCCUAAAGAAACCUAAGAAAAGCAGACCACCACGUGCCUCAGACCCAGAUCACACCUCUGAACCCCUUCAUUCAGCCUCUGAAGAUAAAACUGUAGAAUUAGCAUUGUUUGGAGCUGGGCAACAAGAAUCAAGUUCUACAACUGAAAAAGGAAAGUGUUUGGAUUCUUCUCAUAUAGGUAUGUCUUAUGAAAAACACAGACCUCCUGGAGUUUUGUCUGUGAAAUUGGCCUCUUCAGGAAGGGACAUCUCUACAGCCGAUCCCACAAAGGACUACUCAGUGAAACAGUUGGUCUAUGAAAAAUGGAGGAGAAGCAUUCCAACAAUGAUUGGUUCAGUUCCUUUUCGGCACAAAAGAAAACUGAGAAGACAAACCAGUUUACCCAUUUUAAUGUCUUCUGGGAGCACACAGGAGAAGAAGCAGACAAUGUCCCCUGAGCUGCGACACUCCAUAAGUAGACAGUACACCCCGAAUAUUAAGAAGAAUAGGGCCCUCUAUGAACACCAUAGAUGCAAAGAGACACUGAAGAGGAGUUACAGUGUCUCCAUUGAGCAACCUGAACAUUUGCAGGAAGGUGCGGCGCAAAAUGAAACCAGUGAUGGAAAGCAGGUCCAUGACGGUAUUGUCUUGAAGUUCAGCAUCCUGCCAAAUACCUUCAACUUCACGGACGGGUCUUCUGGAAUGAAGGAGGCAGCUGAACCUGUAUCAGACAAGUUGGAACCAAUAAAAAAACAGAAAUUUUCUGACAAAGCUGCAGUAAAGCAAAAAGGAACUUGGUAUCCAAGUGAAGCAAAGCUGUAUGAGCCUCUACAUGCCUCCAAGAAUGCCGGCCUCUUCCACGAGUAUCAAAAGAAAUACAAGGAGAAGACUGGCACAUUAUCGGUUGAAUGAUCUGUUCUUCAUUUGACCUCUGUAUGCUUAAUAUUGUUACUAACAUUGUGUUUGUACUGUAUAUUCAGGGAGUAAAUUUUUUAUUUUACAUUCCUGUGAGAGGAGUUCUUUAAAAAGCUCAAACUUUCAAACUGACUGUUACAUUUAUAUGCUGCGUAUUUAUACUGCAUACGGCGCACAGGUCCAAUAUUUUGCAAUAUUUGUUUUUCUUUUUUAC